UCUUGUCUGAUUGAUCAUGGAUCGAGCGUUGCAUUUGUGAAUCGAUCGAACACUGUUUCGACUCACGUGACUUUGAUGGGAACGGGCGUACGCGCCGCUCCAACACUAACGUCCGGUUUGCGCCAGUUUUCCCCGUCCCUCUCCCAUGCAUGCUCGCUGCAGCAUGAAUGUCUUGUGGCGCGGCUGUAAUCCUUGGCAUGUAUUUGAUCGAGUCUUAUCGAGGGAUCGCGCACACCAAACCUAAUCCCCUACCUAUUACGUCGCUCACGCAGCAGUCAAUGUGGAAUGUAUGAUCAGCACAGGACAUGCCCAUCGAUCAUCCUGCUCCUACUUUUAUAAACAUUGCAAACCCCAAUGAUGCCAAAGGGGCGUCCAAACGGCUCGCGGUGCGGUCACACGUCGCCCGGUACCAAUGGAGAAAGCAUUUUGAGGACAGAGGCUCGGAGUCCGCACCGGUCCGAUCUAAGAAGAGACGAGAGGAGUUUCUGCCACUGCGUAUCGAACUAGAUUGUUCCUUUCUGGAUGGAAACCGAAAGACUGGCAUUGACGGUGAAGAUUGGCAAGGCUCUAGUUCAUCAUCUUCAACACUGCCCAUACCCAGGAUCCUGGGUGGCGGGCGCGUUGAUCCUUUCCGCUCCUAUCCCGUUGCUUGGAGGCCUUUCAUGCCAGCUAUCGUGGAUCACUAUCUGAUUAGCAUGGCUGUUGAUAUCCCUGAGCUCGAUCAGCCUGGUAACUCUGGCCUCCUGAGGACCAGAUGGUUCCCUCUAGUGAUGACGGAGCCGGCUCCCUUCUUGGUGAUACUUCUAAUCGCAGCUUCGAAUUAUGCGUCUCUAUAUAGUGGCUGUGACAUGAAGACGGAUCUUUUGCAGCUCAGAUGUGAGGCUAUCCGCACGAUCAAUGAAGCCUUGCGUGAACCCGAGAGGGCAUUGACCGAUGCCGUGAUCGGUGCAGUGGCCAAGAUGGCCAGUUACGAAGCUAUGUUUGGUAGCUUAGACACCUAUAACACGCAUAUGACGGGUCUCGUGAAAAUGGUUGAUCUCAGGGGUGGGUUGGCCUCGCUGGGUUUGGAUGGCCUCCUUCGUCGCAUUUGCAUCUGGAUUGAUCGGAAUUCGGCUUUUCUGAAUGGAGCGUCACUCUACUUUCCCAACGAUACUUUUGUCCUCGGAGAACCAUUACCUGGACCUAAUCCGGGACAUUUCCUUGGAGCGACUUAACGUGUCACGAUUUACGAUGACUAUGGACUGUAUUCUCAAGCAUGGUACUAUUUGCUUCCCAUAUGGUCACCAUGCUUCUCACGGACAGCUCGAUUCAUCCGUUUGCGGACUGUC
This is a messenger RNA of Paecilomyces variotii, 1328 nucleotides long. RefSeq lists its product as hypothetical. The record is from RefSeq and is a predicted model, not a curated record. The transcript has 2 exons. The coding region runs from base 306 to 1214 and encodes 302 amino acids. Lineage: Eukaryota; Fungi; Ascomycota; Eurotiomycetes; Eurotiales; Thermoascaceae.